AGAAAGAUCUCUUACUCUUCCUCUGUCUUCUCCUUGGUCCAGGCCCGCCCCAGCUUGCUGACUGGCGCUGGCUUCUGCACAGAGAACCCUUCGAACCCAAACCCUAUCUUCCUUCCUCUCUGGGACAUGGCCGUCGGCUUCUCUCCUCUCUCUGCUGCUGCCUUGUGUUACUGCGCACUAAAUAGAAUAAAGCGCUGCAACUUUGGAUCGUGGAGUGCAAAGGUUGCACGUGAGGGAUUUCCACAGUUUCAGUUGAAAGGCUCUGAAGCCGCGAAGCCGCGAAGCCCUGGAGAAAUGGCGGGAGGCAGGAGGAGCGUGCUGGUGGUAGUGUGUGUGGUUCUUCUGGCAACAGGCGGGGUGUGUGAGGUCCUGGAGUUGACCGACAGCAGCUUCCAGAGCACCGUGAACGAGGCAGAGUUGGCUGCAGUCUUAUUCCACGCUCCAUGGUGUCCUCAUUGCCAUAGCUACCUCUCUGAUGUGUUCUCGCCUGCCGCCACCCUCCUGGGGUCAGAGGACAUCACCAUGGCGACGCUAGACAUCGAUGCAGCCAAAGAGGUGCAAACCAAGUAUGUUAUUCAGCAGGUACCAAGUAUUCGACUCUUCAGAAAAGGUCAAAUGUUUCCCUACGAAGGUCCUAGGCAGCAAGUGGGUGUGGCAGAUCUCGUGAUGUAUUUGAGGGAAGAGAGAGACAAACAGGGGCUGGAGGAAAACCCUGUCAUUACCCUCACCAACGACAAUUUCGAUGACAUCACGACAUCAGAGCUAAUUCUAGUCGAGUUCUACACUGACCUGUGUGUCCCAUGCCAACGUCUGGAGCCAAUAUUUGCUGACGCAGCUCGCCAGCUACAGCGCGAGACUCCGCCCAUCCGACUAGGGCGUGUCCAGAUUCCAGACCAGAUGAAGGUCGCGGAACGGUUCCCGUUGGAGGGGUACCCCCUGCUAAUUUUCUUCAGACGUGGAACUCAGUACAACUACACUGGGCCGAAGGAGACCGCCUCUGGGAUUGUGGAGUACAUGAGGCAACAGGCUGGGCCCAGUUCCAUUCCUCUGGAACAGACUGUGGACGUGAAGAGGUUCAUAAACAGGAGAGCGAUAUCGGUGGUUGGAUAUUUUCAUGAAGACACUGGUAAAUAUACAUUUAAAGUAACAAGAAUUUCUCAAGAGCGAGAAUCAUUGCAAUAAGUACCUCUGAAGGCUCGAUACUGAUGUUAGCAAAGCAGCAUUGAUGAGCGAAUAUGAGUGUAAAAUUUUCAGUUGUUUUUUCGCGAAUUGUGUACAAGUAUCUCGCUAUGGACAGUGUUGUUGGCUUGGUAAGUAUGUGAUUGUGAUUCCUGGCUGCUGUGUCCAGAUUCCGUUCUGUUGAGGGAGUUUCGGGAGUCUGGGAACCUGGUGAGGACAGAGAUGGAGCUAGGCCACACCCACCAGAGAGGCGUGGCAGGAGGGAUGGGUCAGGACCCAGACACCAUUGUCAUCUACCAUCCAGUCCACCUAGUGUCUCCCUGGGAAACCGGUCACUCAGUCAUAUCCUCUCCUCCUUCCAACGCCAGCCAGCUACGACAACUCUAUUUAGAGCACGCCCGUCCACUUGUCGGUCAGAUGACGACAGGUAACCACGACAACCUGUACAGUCACAGACCUCUGCUGGUGGCCUACUAUGACAUUGACUGGAGCAGUGAUGGGUUUAAAGCGACUCAGUACUGGCAUGAUCUGGUGGCAUCGGCAGCUCGUGACUUCAUCACGUCUGGUGUCGUGUUUGCCAUCGCUAAUGAAGAGGAUUUCCUCGAUGAUCUCAGGGGUGUGGGUCUGUCGGACUGGGGAGAGGAUGUGGCUGUGACCCUGUAUGCUCCUGGACCUCUCAAAUAUGCCAUGACAGAGGAGCUCUCUCGGGAGUCCCUCACCUCCUUCAUUCAGGUUGAUCCAACACACACACCACAUACAACUUUGUGUUACUGUAUGUGAGACAUCAAAGUCUUCAAUGUAUGGCAUUAUUGCAUGGAUCAUUAUAGUACGCUGGCAUUGAAGUUGCACUCGCACACAAAGUUGCGUCAUGUACGUUGGCGCUAACAGAUGGGCGUGGUCUAAUUCUGCUGGCCACACCCCCCAGGACUAUCUGGAUGGAGAGUUGGUCCCACACUUUAGCUCGGAGCCAGUCCCAAAACCUGUGAAGGGGGCUCUAAUUAGGAAGGUCGUUGGCUCCAACUACUUGAGUGAAGUUGGGAACACAAAGAAGUGAGUUACGUAAUGUAGCCUCUCUCUUCUUCCUCAUUUCUCUGUCUCUCUGUUAUUUCGCCUUUUUUCGUAGUGUGUUGUGUACAAAGUUCAUGGUAGCAAUGAUCUCCAGGGAUGUGAUGGUGAUGCUCUGCCGACCCUCGCUCCCAGACUGCAGAGAGGCGGCAGAGUUCUACAAGAAGCUGGCCUCUCAGUUCCACGGAGUCAAGAACCUCGUCUUCACGGAGAUGAACGUUGCCCUGAACGACCCUCCAGUUGGAACGGACAUCUCAUCUCUCCCCUCCUUCCUAUUCUCUCCUCGUGGCUCGCACGACAUCGCACCCGUAACCCCACGCCCCAAGGAUGAUGCUGAUCUUGCCUUCUUUCUCAAAUACAAACAAAACAUUAAGCCUCUGAAGUCAAAAAAGAAAGAUGAACUGUAGGUGACUGGUAUUAGCUCUCCCCACAGACUGAAGAUUUUUGUUGGUCUGAAACAUGAAUCACUCAU
Molecule: messenger RNA, 2716 nt
Organism: Geodia barretti
Lineage: Eukaryota; Metazoa; Porifera; Demospongiae; Tetractinellida; Geodiidae
Source: the annotation of a GenBank genome assembly